AUGUCAGAAGAAACAAUAAUGUCUAUGAAAAAUCAGGCAAUUAAAAUUGAACCACCAGAAUAUUUAGUACAAGAAAUUGAUGAUAAACAUGAAUUUCUUGAUAUGAAAUCUGAAUCGUAUUUUGAGAAUGAUGAAACAUGUUUAGAAAGAUUCAUGAUAUCCGAAGUGACUAUAGAAGAAGGAGUCAAACAGGUGUCAAUCGAGACAGCCACUUAUGAAGCAGAUAAUUUAAAAGAGCAUAUGAUCAAGCCUAGUCAUAGGGAAGAACGCCCUUUCAAAUGUGAAAUCUGUCAUAAAACCUUCAAACGAACAAGUCAUCUCAAAAGCCACAUGCUGAUACACAGUGGAGUACGACUCCAUGAAUGCAAUACAUGCAAUAAGACAUUCACACAAUCUUUCACUCUAAAAAGACACAUGCUGGUGCACAACGAAGUACGCUCCCUUGAAUGCAACAUUUGUAAUAAGACAUUCAAAAAAUUAGAUAUUUUAAAAAGUCACAUGCUCAUUCACAGUGAUGAGCGCCCCCAUGAAUGCACUCAAUGCAACAAGACAUUCAAACUAUUAAAUCAUCUGAAAAGACACAAACUGAUGCACAGUGGAGUACGCCCCUAUGAAUGCAAUGUAUGCAGUAAGACAUUCACACGAUUAUGUUAUCUGAAAGCUCACAAGCUGAUUCAUGAUGGAGUACACCCGCAUCAAUGCGGUAUAUGUGAUAAAACAUUCACAGAAUUAGGAAGCCUGAAAAUUCACAUGAUCAAACACAGUAGUGAGCGUCCCCAUGAAUGCAAGAUAUGCAAUAAGACAUUCCAAAUAGUAAGUCAUCUGAAAAGUCAUAUGCUGGUACACAGUGGAGUACGACCGUAUGAAUGCAAUGUAUGCAAUAAGAGAUUCACCCGAAUGAGUAAUCUAAAAAGACACAUACUGAUGCACAAAGGAGAAAAUGAAUGAACUAUUACUCUAUUACAAAGUUUUUUUCAGGAUAGAACAUGAAGAGAUAACUUUUGUAAUAAGCAUAUAUUGGAA
Messenger RNA from Ctenocephalides felis (cat flea), 1023 nucleotides. Its product is annotated as zinc finger protein 431-like. The transcript has 2 exons. The coding region runs from base 1 to 948 and encodes 315 amino acids. NCBI's taxonomy places the organism in Eukaryota, Metazoa, Arthropoda, Insecta, Siphonaptera, Pulicidae. The record is from RefSeq and is a predicted model, not a curated record. Gene Ontology annotation, molecular function: DNA-binding transcription factor activity, RNA polymerase II-specific; RNA polymerase II cis-regulatory region sequence-specific DNA binding. Gene Ontology annotation, biological process: regulation of DNA-templated transcription.